AUGCCAUUAUCGGCAGCAUCAACGCUUGAACCCUCAGCCAGCAUAGCAGCCGAAUGCCUGGACGGAAUAGAAAGAAUUUCAGGAGUUUUAGACUCUUCUACACCUGAGAUGACAUCGCUCGAGAAACAAGGGUUACUGUCUGCGGCGAAACAGCUUGUAGAGAAAUUGGAGGGACCUGAAAUUGGGAUUUGGAAAGUUGUCUUCGGACCUCAAGCAAAUGCGGCGCUCAGAUCAGCUAUUGAAAUGCGAAUAUUCGAGGUCUUUGAGAGCAAUGAUGAGUCGAGAAAUGCUGAUCAGCUCGCGGGGCAGACUGGAGCCGAAAGAUUACUACUAGUCCGUGUCAUGAGAGCGCUUACUUCCGUCGGAAUCUUCACAGAAGUCGGCGAAGAGACAUACGCCCACAACAUGCGGUCGAAACUAUUCACUAAUACCACCUUUCGCACUAUGAUGCGCGGAAUGUCCUCGAUCAUGACUCCUUAUCUCGUAAAGUUGCCAGAGUAUCUCUCUAGCACCUCCUUCCAAAAUCCAGGCACUGAGGAAAAAAAUCUGUUUCAGUACGCUAUGAACACCGAGAUGAAUUACUUUGACUGGCUACAUACCCAGCCUCGCGAUCUAGAGAUCUUCAGCGCUGCUAUGCAAGCUUCUUCACAGAGAAGUCAAGGUGCCGCGGCAAAGCUCGUGUCCUCCCAAUUUCCGCUAUCAGAUGUUUUAAACUGCAGUACCAAGAAGUCCGAAGAACUGGAGGAAGAAAACGUACUGAUUGUUGACGUUGGUGGGGGACGGGGCAAAAUUUUGAAUGAUCUUAGAGUGGCAAGGCCAGAUUUACAAGGAGGCAUGAUUGUGCAGGAUUUGCCCAAGGAGAUUGAUGGGCGAGAGCCGACCCCCGGUAUUAGAAGUAUGGCACAUGAUUUUUUCACUCCUCAACCUAUUAAAGGGGCGCACACCUAUUUCUUCCGCCACAUUUUCCAUGACUGGCCCGACAAUGCCUGCAUCAAGAUUCUCCAACGAACUAUUCCCGCUAUGAAGAAAGGAUAUUCGCGAAUACUAAUUGUAGAUUCAAUCUUACCCGAUAUGGGUGCUUCUCUAUUUGGAUCUCUUCUUGAUAUCAACAUGAUGCCGCUUUCGGGCAUUGAACGUACAGAGAAACAUUGGAAGAAGCUUUUGGAAGGAGAAGGUUUGAAGGUAGUAAAUAUACAGUGGCCUGCUACUGCUGGGGGAAGUCGAGAUUGUGCUUUGGAGGCUUUAUUAGAGUAG
Botrytis byssoidea is the source of this 1254-nucleotide messenger RNA. RefSeq lists its product as uncharacterized. The record is from RefSeq and is a predicted model, not a curated record. Gene Ontology annotation, molecular function: O-methyltransferase activity. Lineage: Eukaryota; Fungi; Ascomycota; Leotiomycetes; Helotiales; Sclerotiniaceae. The coding region runs from base 1 to 1254 and encodes 417 amino acids. The transcript is spliced from 5 exons.